Sphaerulina musiva SO2202 is the source of this 4102-nucleotide messenger RNA. RefSeq names its product Mob1/phocein. The transcript is spliced from 3 exons. Bases 46 to 1452 code for a protein of 468 amino acids. The record is from RefSeq and is a predicted model, not a curated record. Gene Ontology annotation, cellular component: cytoplasm. NCBI's taxonomy places the organism in Eukaryota, Fungi, Ascomycota, Dothideomycetes, Mycosphaerellales, Mycosphaerellaceae.
CGGGAAGACAAGUGAAGAGAAGAACAUUCAACAGACGACUCGGGGAUGGAGACCAUGGCGUCCGUUAGUUCGCCGUCGUCAUCGCCGCGACUCCCCUCGCCGCCGCCCAUCGCCGAAGACCAAGUCGGGUCUCUCUCGCCGGGCUUCUCUCUAUACCAAGACCAUGGUAAGCUUUCCGGGAGUGGCAGCACCACCAACACGGGCGCGGCGAGGCGGAUACGACCUGGCACCAAAGCGGAGGACAUUCACGAGGGCCCCCCUCUGAUUGACCUGCAAGAUAUCGACUCGGCAUUCCAGCUCACCGAACACCUCAAAGCUCUCUACUACCACCACACGCACCCUCCCGACUCCGACACGACAGCCUCGGUCACCGCCGAUCUGGCACGCGAUCUGGCUAAACCGCCGCCAGGCAUCUCUCGCGACAUUUGGCUGUAUGAGCUGGGCCGCUUUCUCAUCCAAAAGACCAAUACCGUCAUCGUCAACCUAUUCGCCGAUGACCCGCCCUGUAGCCCCGCCACGUGUCCCGAGAUGCGCGCCAGCGAGUGGCAGUAUCUGUGCGCGGUGCACGAUCCACCUAAGAGUUGCUCGGCCAUCGACUACUGCUGCCACACUCUGGACUGGGCUGCCAAUGCCUUGACCAGCAGCAAGAUGUUUCCCUCGCGCCUGGGACUGGGCUCCACUCCGCACGGCAGUGUCGACAAGGUCCUGGCGCAGCAGAUGAAGGAGAUUACCAACAUCUUCCGACGCGUCUACCGCAUCUAUGCACAUGCCUGGUUUCAGCAUCGGGACAUGUUCUGGCGAGUUGAGAGGCAGACGGGCCUAUACAUCUUAUUCAAAACCGUCUGCGACGAGUAUGGCAUGAUUCAGCCCGAGAACUACACCAUACCCCCCGAAGCCGAAGGACACGACGCAGAAGAAGACGGCCAGGAGCAGACGCAGGUGCCCAGCAUUCUUUCCAGAGAAACAGACUCGACUUGGACGAAGCCCGCUGGGAAUGAAGUGAUUGCCAAUGGCAACACGACCAAGCGCCAUGGCGGCGGACAAGGCCACAUCCGGAACCCUUCCAACGUCACGACUGUGAUCCAAGAGGAAGCUGAAGAGGAUGAAGCGACCGAAGCAAAACCAGUGUUGGAACGCGCAGUCACCACUGUGCACGAUGACGAGCAGCCCCCAGAGGCUGUGCCGCCUGAAGAAAAGUCGGAUGAAAGCAAGCGAGACACCAUCACACCCGCAACAAUGACCACGUCCAAGACUUUCACCGUACCGGAGCCCGUCCAGAAUGAGAAGACAUUGGAGAACCAAGAUGAGACUGAUACUGGCGAUGAGACAACGAUCCACAUCGAAUCGGAGGGGACUACUGUCGAGACCAAGGCGGACGAACCUGGAGUGGAAGUCACGGUUGAGCCUUUGGAGGAGGAGGCUACGGCCGAAGACACCGAAACUGCGAAAUGAGCGAGCACGACAGUAUUGUGCUCUUUGAUGAAACACAGACAUCGCACGCAUCACCUCGAAUAUGGUGAAACUAAUUAAUGUGAAGGCUUCUAAGCCAACCCGGAUGGAGAUGUGAAUUCACUUCACUGCACACUGCUGCUAGGCACCAAUCUCGCAGGCAGCACAACGUCAAAGCUCAUGGAACGGCGUGCUUUGCUCAAAAAGUGGGAUCUUGGUCACGUUCGUCCGGACAUGAAUCCGGAACGCGCCGCGUUGGAGUGAGCAGAACAUUGCGUGCUAAGAAUCGCGGUUCCUGCUGCAGAUCAGGCAGAUCCGUCCAUGGACGAGUCUGCUAGACUAACAAAGUAUGGAGCGCGGCUGGAAAAGUUGAGAGGAGGAGCGGAUGCCAUGUAUCAACGCCUUCAACGUACACUUUACAAGCUUGUUGCAGUCGGGCGUCUUAGCAGUCGGCUACAAGCAUCGAGUCGGUUGCAAUCGGUCAAUCCACCAGUGGUUAUUGGCUCAUGAUCGCAUCAUUUUUGUGAAGUUUAGCAUUGAGAAGCUGAGUAUGUACAUACAUAGCUUCCGCUGGCCACUCGGGACUGUAAGCACGGAUCCCAAUAAAGCUUGGCGUUGACAUAGAUCAAACCAGGAAAAAAUGCGAAACCUACCGACGAGCUAUAAGACAUCCUUCGAAUGUUCCGGCGCAGUGGGCAAGUAGACAUUCAUCCUGCAAUCGUUUUCAAUUUUUCAACACUCGCGCAAGUAGCGAGCCCAGACCUUGAUCACGAAGCUCCUCGCAUCGGCCGCCUUCUUCACGCCUCGUCGUCGCUAUCACCAGAUGAGGGUAGAGCGGCGUUUCGACCAGAGCAUUGUAUGGGGGAAAACAGCGGGCAUGCUUUUGCCAUCACGGACGAGUGUACGAAGGCGCGACGGCUAUAUACCUACCUCCCAUGGGCUCGCUAAAGGUACCCCGAGAGCUGCAUGCAGCUCAUGACAUUCGAGUACUGCCGGAUCCUAUACCAUGCCGCCGAGCAUUGAAGAGAGAGGUCUUCUGAGGAAGCUAUACGACGACACUCUAUUCCACACUGUAUUACUGCGCCUUUUGAGAUCCGAUACUACACGAUCUAAUAUGUCUGCCAGGCGCAAGACGGGUAUUCAAGUGCAUAUUACAGACAAAAUUCGUGAGGGUGUCUGCUGCCAAUGGUAUCAUAUAUCUUGAUCACCACAGAUCCACUCUCGCAGGAGCAUUUGCAGAGCUCGUGCAGCCAGGGUUAGGUCUGUUGAAUGAAUGAAGGUUGCUGGUACACUAAUUCGUGGUAAGCUCCCUGGCAUAUUCAUAUCGCCCAGCUCGAUUGCCGCUCCUCUGGUCCUUAUACACCUUUUCUGCUGCUGACGGCCGCAAUGCGCCUGAAAAAGAAGCCUCGUAUCCUCACGAGACCUUACUGGCGACAUUUAUUCGAACGGGCGCAGUCGAAGCUUAAUACGACACCGGCACAAGAGCAACUCGACGAGCGUUUCAAAAACCUACCAGCAGAGCUACGGCUCGAGAUACAGGAACACUAUCUUCGAGCAGAUCCCAUCCGAGUAGGCGAUGAUGGGGAACUGCGACAUCCUCUCGUGGACAAGAAUGUGACAUGCCCCGAUCUCAGAGAGACCGCUGCGUUGUAUCGCGCCGCUCCGAUUGUUCUCAGCUACUAUCUCCUCAAGACUGGCCAGCACGGGAGGUACUAUUUCGACCUGGACAGUAGCAGCAAGCCCUGGGCACCUUACAGUUACUUCCUCGAACAUCAUGACCGACACCUGGGGAGAGCGCAUAGGAAGCACCUACGGCUCGAGAUCAGAAUCACUAUACCCAGCAAUUGCUACAAGAAAUUGCGCUUUCGCUGCGAUGAACUGGGCCGAGUUACUUUCCAGCCUGGGCAUGAACACGCCUGUCGAUCCCGGCACUGCGAACGUCCCGAACAGCAGGUCAAUGUGUGGCGGCACAUUGACACCCAUACGAACAGAAUCAGCGAGCAUACCGAAAUUCCACGCGAGAACAUCAACACCGAAGUCGCCUUUGUGCAUUACAAGUGCCAAGCAUGUGGUUGUGCACACGCGAGGUGCAAACUGAAACUCAUGUGCAUGGGGCCCCCUUAUAUGGUCUUAUGCCUCAUGGCAUACGUAGUGAUCUCGUGGCAAACGGCAUAUUGUGGUUGGGAUAUAUACAAGAAAUGGAGAGCUCAAAUCCGGCUUCAACCCGGCAUUCAUCGCUACACUCUCUACGCAUCUUUCCUGCUCCCUGUCUUCCUCGGGGGAGUUUUUCUGACUCCAUUGGCUAUGCCAUUGAAAUGGACUGUUCAGGGAUCUGAAAAAGCAGCACAGAUGGUCGUGCAAAUCAUUGAACGGCGGCAAACGGCGCGCAAAGCAAUGAAGCAAAGGAUCAGGGCAGAUGCAGAGGCUGUAGCGGCUACAGAUGCUUCUCGUAAGCAAGGCACGGUGUCUGCUGUGCAACUUGGGAGCUUUCCAUUCGAAAAUCGCCCGUCAGAGCCCAUGAUUGGUUCCGAAUAGGGGUGAAGAACGAAAACAAAAAAAGAAGAACAUUACUCUUUCGUAUUAGACUCGGGCCGCCAAUACUCUUUCGAGCCACAAUUAACGCAUAUAAUCAUCGACUGCUAGCAGUAAUAGC